Molecule: messenger RNA, 528 nt
Organism: Kalmanozyma brasiliensis GHG001
Lineage: Eukaryota; Fungi; Basidiomycota; Ustilaginomycetes; Ustilaginales
Exons: 1
Coding region: 1-528 (175 amino acids)
Source: RefSeq, a predicted model, not a curated record
AUGUCUGUCCUGCCACCGCCCUACACCCCGACGCCUGAUCCCAGCUGCAUCGCGAGCAGCUCGGAACCGCGCCCAGCCCUACCACUGACGCCGCUGCCCUCCUACACCGCAUCACCCAUCCUAUCGCCCACACUCGCCACACCCUUUGGCAAGACCUCACCACCUCAAUCCACACCUUUCGCCAGCACACACACUCACACUGGUACCGCACACGCCGCACACAGCGCCUUCGCAACACUGGCAGUGGCUCUCCUCGGGACAACGCUCGCCGACGUGCUCUACCUAGCGAUGGUCAAUCUGCUCGGCGUCCUCCUAACGGCCAUACAGCUGCCCAUGGCGGUGCUGCUCUGGCGCUCUCGCACGUCGCAGCAAGAAGCGGAGGAGACAGAGGGUAGGCCGAUCGGAAGAGGCGGUGCCAAAAAUGUCGAUUGGCUACGAUGGUUCACACAGAAGAUGUGGGACUGGCACGAUCGACUGGAGGAGGCGGAGCUGGAGACGCCGUCCAGUCGCGCGAGACACACUGGCUGA